AAUAAAGGAAUCAUGUUUUUAGAUCUUACAAUAUAUUCUAGUAUUUUCCUUUAUUAAUAGAAAUAGAAUGGCAAUCGUGUAUAACGUUUAUUGUUUUCAGUUUGGCGGUGAUUCCGAUUAUUGCCAAAGUUUAAUCUUUUGAUAUAUGUUUAAAUAUAAAGAGUAAAUGCUUUUAAAGAUGCAUAUGAGUAUUUUUGUUAUCCAGAUUAUAAUGCUAGCUUAUUUAUCUUGCUAUGGCAUUAGAUAUUGACUCUUGAAAUCGAAAUGUUUAGUUAUUUUAUUGCUGAAUUAUAUAUCUGUUACGUAAAAUGAAGAAAAUAUGUUCGGAUUCAGAAACUUGUGGCUCUAUGACGGACCGUAACAAACAUCAAGUGACUCCUCUUAAAACCAGACGUAAAACUUCAAGGCGAGACCAGGGUAUAGAUGUUCACACCAUUUCCUGUUCUACACCAGUUUCUGAACGAUCCCCUCAGAUUUGUAAUAAAAAUCUGGGUUCGCCGUCUUGUUCUAUCCCAUGUUCUCAAGAUAAUUAUCCAGAUGUGAUUUGGGAUUAUACAUCUCCUAAACUUCCUAAGGGUUCGAAAAGGAGGGAAAUUAAAAUCACCGUGAAAGAAUUUCUUGAAAAUUUAAAUCAGGAACAGGUUUCACAAUGCAAUACCCAGUCAGCACAUUAUAUAAAAUUGUUAGAAAAGUGGAUGACUAAAAAAAAAGUUGAUACAACAGUGAAAAAGACACAUCCAAUGACUAAAAGAGAUGCUAAAAAGAAACGUCAUGUAAUGGAAGAUCUAAAACAGUUUCUGGAAACUAUUCAGACGAAAAGUCAAGAAUUAGGUACUGAUAAAGUAGCCACUGAUAUAAGGGAAAGUGUGGUUGCUGAAGAUGUACAAGAAAAUCUAUUUGAAAAUGAAUCUAAAUCAAAUGUUUCUUUUAAAAAGUCACUUCUAGAAGUGGACAAUAAAGAGUUUGAUUCUGCUGAUGAAUUGUGGGGUGAUCUGGAUAACAGUUUUUUAGUAACAGCAACUCAAAUGGAAUCAUGUAAUUCUCUUGCCACAGAUACAUGUAAACAAAAUUUAGAGAUUACAUCAACAAUACCAGAAACAGAACCUUCAAAAGUUGACAAGAUAGUCAUUGAAGAGCCAAAUAUUAUCUAUAAAACAAAAUCAUCUUUAAAUGAAAUAAAUUACAUAGAUUUGCAAGCAAAAUUUUUAGCAUCACAGAUAAUUACUGAAUGGGACUCAGGAUCAGAUGAUGAUUGGGACAAUGGGUAUCUGGAAGCUGAUGUUGCUCUGAGUCUCAUUCCUGAUGAAGUUUUAAGUGGAACUCUUCCUGGUCAAAAGGGAGAAGGUACAGAAAAUGAAAUAUUAAAUGCAACAAAUAAAUCAGACCAAAAUGAGUUUUCUGAACGUAAUUGCAAAGCCAUAGCUUUAAAAGAAUUAGAAUCUUUUUUUGAAGAGGAUACUGAAAAAGUCAGUGAGAAUAAUUUAAACAGCAUAUCUUCAGCAUUAGUCUCUGAAGCUGAAGAAGCAUGUAGUGGAGAGAUUUUCAGUAAUUUUGAUGUAAGUUUUGGUGAUGAAUCUAUUCUUUGCAAACCAGAAGUCCUUUCAUGGAUAGAUGAAGUAGAAAACACAGUGUCACAAAAUCCAAAGUGUACACCAGAAGAAAUCAAAAAGAAAAAAGAUGAAGCUUUGAAAAGGAGGAAAAAAAAAUUUAAUUAGAGAAAAUUUGUCUGAGUUUUGUUAUUAUAUAAAGUGCCUUGAUUAGGUUUCACCUGCUGUAUAUAUCGUGCCAUACAGAUAUCUAUUGUAAGAUGUCACUUUAUAAAAAUAAGUUUAUAAAGAACUAAUUUCAUGCCUAAAAAAGUGUUUAGGUAAAAGAAUUUUGUAAUUUUUUUAAAUGUAAUGAUAGCACAUUGAUAUGUGUUUUUAUUUGUAUAACGGAUUAUCUAAUAAUUUUUGUCAUCUAAGAAUGAAAUUUGAAAUAAAAAAUA
Stegodyphus dumicola is the source of this 1987-nucleotide messenger RNA. RefSeq lists its product as uncharacterized. The record is from RefSeq and is a predicted model, not a curated record. Lineage: Eukaryota; Metazoa; Arthropoda; Arachnida; Araneae; Eresidae.